This is a messenger RNA of Staurois parvus, 357 nucleotides long. NCBI's taxonomy places the organism in Eukaryota, Metazoa, Chordata, Amphibia, Anura, Ranidae. The record is from the annotation of a GenBank genome assembly.
AUGCAGACUUCUACAAACAUUUGUGAAAGAAUGGGUCGCUCUCAGGAGCUCAGUGAAUUCAAGUGUGUUAUCGUGAUAGGUUGCCACCUGUGCAAUAAGUCCAUCCGUGAAAUUUCCUUGUUACUAAAUAUUCCACAGUCAACUGUUAGUGGUAUUAUAACAAAGUGGAAGCAACUGUGAACAACAGCAACUCAGCCACGAAGUGAGCCGGGUCCGUGCAUGCUGAAGUGCACAAUGUGCAGAUGUCACCAACUGUCGUCAGAGUCAAAAGCUAAAAACCUCCAAAGUUCAUGUGGCCCUCAGAUUAGCACAACAACAGUGGGUAGAUAGUUCCAAGGAAUGGGUUUCCAUGGCUGA